Parnassius mnemosyne (clouded apollo) is the source of this 4384-nucleotide messenger RNA. NCBI's taxonomy places the organism in Eukaryota, Metazoa, Arthropoda, Insecta, Lepidoptera, Papilionidae. The record is from the annotation of a GenBank genome assembly.
GAUGGGGAAGAAAGGUUCUCGAGUGGCAGCCUCGUAACGGCAGGCGAAGUGUAGGGCGUCCCCCCACUAGAUGGAGUGACGACCUGGUAAGAUAUGCAGGAAGUCGGUUGAUGCAGGUGGCUCAGGACCGUGCUUUGUGGCAUUCUUUGGGGGAGGCCUAUGUUCAGCAGUGGACUUGUGAAGGGCUGUAAUGAUGAUGAUGAUGAUGAAAUGAAUUAAGUGAUAGCUGUGACUCAUAUGGUCAAAUACUCGUUUAGUUAAGUCUCGUAGUGUCUUAACAGCAUCUCGAAAUUGGGCAUUAAAUAUCUACAUCUGUACUCGACGCUGAUGAAGAACAUGGGUACCGGGAUGAGGGUGCAAAGAAGAUCAAUUUCACGCAUGCCUCUCUCGUGGAAGAAAAGUUUACACAGGAAAAGCAAAAAAAAAUAUUAUCUUAAUCUUGAGACUAGUAGGUUGUUAUUCAAAAUUGUUCAACUAUUUUUCACAACUUCCAUCAUUAACAGUUGCCAUGUCCUGACACGUAAAGUAAAAAAUCAAUAUUCAAUGCUUCAUGUUGUCGUUCGAAAAAGUCAGGCCAAUUUUUAGUUCCCCGCAUGCAGCUGUGUAAAUAGGGGUGACUUCGAGCUGACACAGUCAAACCAACUCUACUAAGAACGCCAAUGUGCGGACGUGUUGGGAAAAUGGUCUUCAGUUCUUGUCACCAUGCGCACCAUACGAAGCACAGCAGCAUUAUGUUACUAUUCAGGUACUGGCAAGCGUGGGCUUUGUUCAAAACGGGGCGCGGCUCUACCACAUAGAUACCAAACACAAAAAAAAAUCCGUGGUAAAAUUUAUACCACGGAAUUUUGUUUUAAUAUUCCGUGAAUUAUUAUACUCUAAAUAAAUUGAUGUACGAUGUAUGUAUGUAUUUUUGUUUCCAUGAAAAAAAUUUUUUUAAUUCAACAAACUUCAAACUGCCACUUGGCGGCAGAUGCGUUGUCAAUCCUGAGGACUAAAACGGAAUUUAUCAGAGUCUGUAAUAAAGAUAGUAUAAUAAAAUACUGUCUUUAUUACCUUUUAAAUUGUGAAACGGUAACGGGGUACACUUCUGCUUGGUAGUAGAAAUAGGUAAGUGUAUAGUACCAACCAACAACGGCAGAAAAAGAAAAAUUUUCGAAGCUAUCACGUCCCUUUACUCGUAGCUGAUCUUGUAGUUAAUUACUAGCAUUUUAGUUAGAUAAAAUACGUUCCUUCGAAGUUUAUAAUAAAAUAAAAUAUUAUAAAAAAUUUAUAGUGUCUCAUAGAGUCACUAGUAUUAUAGUUUAUUCCUGGCGAAGAAACAUGUUUAUUGUUUAUCUCUAGAAGGUUGUUUAAAUAAAUUAGCUCAAAAAUUUUAAAACUAAGAAAGACUUAACUAACUUUUUUUUUCUAAGUCAUCCACAAUGUAACGUUUGUUUUUAUUAGUAAUCUUAUUGAAAUUAUUUAUUUUUUAUUUAUUAAUUAGUAAUCUUAUGAUAUUAUUGUAAUGUUUGUGUUUGUAAUUCUUCUAUAAACAAAUAUCAAAUAAUACUUUUCUUGAGCUAUGGAACUAAUGCUUUUUAAAAUCUAAAAUCUUUUAUUAAAAUGCUUAUUGUCACUACUUUCCAGGUUUAUCCAAGUCCGGGGGCGGCGCGGGGCGUCUGGGCGCUUCCGCAGCCGCCCCCAUGCAACAUGGCGGCCGAAGAGGCUCUGCCACCGUGUUCGCCGCUGUCUCCAGAUACACCAGCUGCCCCACCUCGAAUCACAGCCAAUUUUAACCAUCUCUCCGAUCUCCAUCAUCUGAUUUUCGAGGCUGUGCGAUCUGGCGAAGUAUCGGAGAUCGAAAAUCUGGUGGAGAAGUUAGGAGUGGAGGUGUUAAGUGCUCGUGACCAGCACGGCUAUACACCAGCUCAUUGGGCAGCUUUAGAUGGAAGCGUUGCUGUCAUGCGAUACCUGGUGGAGCGCGGUGCCCCUAUCGAUCUCUCAUGUUUAGGGACACAGGGGCCAAGACCGAUUCAUUGGGCUUGUCGCAAGGGACAUGCAUCGGUCGUGCAAGUGCUGUUACAGUGUGGUGUCGCAGUAAAUGCAGCUGAUUUCAAGGGACUAACUCCUCUAAUGACGGCAUGCAUGUAUGGAAAAACUGCUACGGCAGCAUAUCUUCUUGGCAUGGGAGCAGCUACCAGGCUGUCAGACAUUAAUGGAGAUACCGCCAUGCACUGGGCUGCAUACAAAGGACAUGCGGAUUUAGUGCGCUUGUUGAUUUACUCAGGCGUUCCCCUGCAUUGUACAGAUAACUUUGGUUCUACUCCGCUCCAUUUGGCUUGCCUGUCUGGGAAUCUCACUUGUGUCAGACUACUUUGUGAAAAGGUGAAAGCGGAAUUGGAACCCCGCGAUAAAAACGGAAAGACGCCAUUGAUGCUCGCGCAAAGCCAUCGUCACGCUGAGGUUGUGAAAUUGUUACAAAAGGAAAUGAAGAGAAAGUCCCACUGGAUGCCCCCACUCUCCGAGCUCUGGGCUCUGUUAUUUGGAGGUGCUGGAGACUCGAAAGGGCCGCUUUUGUUCUUUUUGGUCUCCGUUCUUUUGUGGGGAUAUCCAAUGUACAUAAUUAGGUGUAUUCCUUUGACCUGGAACACGUUACGUCUUUCUCAUUACUUCUUUCUCUACUGGAACGCCAUAAUGUGGAUAAGUUGGGUGAUAGCCAAUCGGCGUGAUCCCGGCUAUAUCCCGCAGAACUCCGAGACAUAUUACCGUGCUAUAAGGCAGAUACCCUACUACGAUAAAUGGAAGAAGAGAAAUGUCAUUUUGUCACGUUUGUGUCACACUUGUAGAUGCCUAAGACCUCUAAGGUAAAUAUUUACAUUUUAAAAAUAUACUCAAAAAUUUUAUAUUUCAUGUACUUAAUUUAAUUAUUAAUUCUAUCAUAAUUCAUUAUUUUUAUAAGCUAUUUGCUCACGGGUGAUUUCUGGAUCUAGACAUCAGCGUUUCACAAUUCACAUUUGGAGCCAUAGGUACCGUGUCCAAUUGUGAAUUCAAACCAUCCAGAAAGUCACUCAACACACAAAAAGUUUAUCAAAAUCGGCCCAACCGUUUUCGAGUUUUUGCGGUACACAUUAAAUUAUAUACCUAGUCAGGUCAUAAGUAUUGUCACACAGUAAAAACUUUUCUUUUAGAAUGCUGGCCACAAAAAAGUUUAUUGAAUUCGAAUUCCGAAUUGUUCAUGAAAAUAAAACUGUAUAUUUUUUUAGAAUUUUACUCAUUUUUAAAUAUGGAGUGGACGCUUAAAGAAGACCGUGUUGCAGAUAUUGCGUUGCGUCGUUGCGGUUACGCACCAAUUCAAAUUUUUGACAUGCUGAAAAAUUUGAAUAUAACCUAAAGAUUCGUUUAUCGUACCAUCAAACGAUACAAUGAAGACUCUAGUGUAGAUCACAGGUCAAGAAGUGGUCGCCCUCGGUCUGUUAGGACUCCAACAGUGAUAAAAGCUGUGAAGGCGCGAAUUCAAAGAAAUCCCAAACGUAAGCAGAAACUGUUCGCCCUUCAGAUGGGGUUAAGCAGAACCACGGUGAAAAGGGUGUUAAAUGAAGACUUAGGGCUUCGGGCAUAUCGAAGAAAAACAGCACAUCAUUUGAAUGCUCGUCUGAAAGUCGAAUGAAAGGUCGAAUGGACCUGAGACUGAAGAGAUGCCGCGCUUUGUUGAAGCGGUACGCGGGAAAAAAAUAUCGGGAAAUUCUUUUUUCGGAUGAAAAAUUUUUUACCGUAGAAGAGAGCUACAACAAAUAAAAUGAUAAGGUGUACGCACACAGUAGUGAAGAAGCGAGCAACCGUAUUCCGCGUGUCCAACGAGGUCAUUUUCCAUCCUCGCUCAUGGUAUGUUUGGGAGUUUCUUAUAGGGGCUUAACAGAGGUACAUUUUUGUGAGAAAGGUGUAAAAACAAAUGCAGUUGUGUAUCAAAAUACAGUCCUGACGAACCUUGUGGAACCUGUUUCUCAUACCAUGUUCAAUAACAGGCACUGGGUAUUCCAACAAGAUUCGGCGCCAGCUCAUAGAGCGAAGAGCACACAAGACUGGCUGGCGGCGCGUGAAAUCGACUUCAUCUGGCACGAAGACUGGCCCUCCUCCAGUCCAGAUUUGAAUCCGUUAGAUUACAAGAUAUGGCAACACUUGGAGGAAAAGGCGUGCUCAACGCCUCAUCCCAAUUUGGAGUCACUCAAGACAUCCUUGAUUAAGGCAGCCGCCGAUAUUGACAUGGACCUCGUUCGUGCUGCGAUAGACGACUGGCCGCGCAGAUUGAAGGCCUGUAUUCAAAAUCACGGAGGUCAUUUUGAAUAAACUUUAGUGUCAUAAGAAUCUAUGUUUUGUUAAGUUCAAUUUGGUAUAUAAAUGGUUACAU